Molecule: messenger RNA, 2393 nt
Organism: Benincasa hispida (wax gourd)
Lineage: Eukaryota; Viridiplantae; Streptophyta; Magnoliopsida; Cucurbitales; Cucurbitaceae
Source: RefSeq, a predicted model, not a curated record
AUGGAUAUAGUGUUGGAUGCUUUGAGAACGAGAAACCUCGAGAUUAAAAAGGAACGCAAGGAUGGAGAGAAAAAUUUCCCUUUGAAUAAGAGCAAGGAAGCAUCAAGUAGCAAACAUGCAGGGGAUUCUAAUGCAGCAAAUGUUACUGAUAGGAAAAUGAUGGGUGAUCAGUUUUGCUUGGUGAUAAUGCUGCUUGUGAUAAAAGGAAUUGGGUUAGUUCGAAUUGCAACACAUGAUGGCGAAUUAGAUAGAGCAGGUUAUGCCUAUAAAUCUGAUAAUGGAGUUCUAAAGGUUAUCAAGGGUUCUUUGAUUAAGCUGAAGGGGACCUUGAGGAAUGGUCUUUAUGUAUUGGAGGAUACUGCAGUUUCAGGUAAUGCUGCUGUUGCAUCUGGGAAAGAAACAUAUAAGUCUAUGUUAUGGCAUAACAGACUAGCUCAUGCGAGUGAAAGAGGUCUUCAAGCUCUUUCACAACAAGGUUUGCUUAGAGGAGUUAAAUACAUUGAAUUCCCAUUUUUUGAAUGCUGCAUAAUGGGAAAGUCUACUAGAGUGAAGUUUGGGAAAGAGAAGCAUUCUACCAAAGGAAUUUUGGAUUAUGUUCAUUUAGAUUUGUGGGGUUCUACAGAGGAUGUUGUGGGAGCAGAGUUAUUCUCUUUGCAGAAGAAUCAGACAUGGUCAUUGGUUCCAAGGCCUUCUAAUCAGAAACUCAUUCAGUCAAAGUGGAUUUAUAAAAUCAAGCCAGGUACAGAAGGUGAUAGCAAGCCUAGAGAAAAGCUGCUAUUGGGCCAAUUGCUUGAUGGGCUGUGCUUACGGAGUCCAUUGCCGAAAGAACAAAGAACAGCCUUCAACAAAGAGUCUCAAAACUCAAAAACCCUAUCAGUGGAUGAUCGAUUCUCUCUGAGUGGAGAAAUUUCUCAUCAGUUCAUCACUGAGAAGCUAGAAAUGGUUGCCAAUGGAGGUUCUGCGUUGGAUAGGAAGCAGUUGGUAGCAUCAGCGCUGGCCAAACACUUCGCCUUAGAUCAUAAUGCAUUGAUUGGAGGAAAUACGGAGUGUGAUUUUAGGACCUAUGUAUUAAACAUCUUGAAAGUAUCAAGAAAUGGUGCUUCUGUGGAUGAUAAUGAUGAGGUGACAAAAUGGAUUACAUUUGCAGAUAGCUUUCCUGUAGAUUCUAAGGCAUGCUUUGAUGUUCUCAAACAAUUAAAUGAAGAAUUAGCUCAAAAGUCUGUACUUUUGGGUAAUGGAUUGAAGCCAUCUGAAGCUGAUGUACUUGUGUUUUCAAUACUACACCCUUAUGUGAUUGGCCUUUCAAACGCAGAGAGGGAAGAGUUGCCACACGUUUUAAGAUGGAUGGAUUACAUCCAGAGCAAAGAGAAUUUUGGGGAGUUAUUUCAAAAAAUACUGCUAGAGAAAUGUGAAUUCGAUUUUCCAGGAAACAAAGUUGUUGCCAACAAUGUUAAUGAAGAUUCAAAUGCCAAGAAGUCUUCGCAAAGCACCAAGGUUUCAGAUAAGCCUCAAGUGAACCCAGACGCUAAGAAAACUGAUGCGGGGAAAAAAGAGAAGGAAAAAAAGGAAGCUGCACCAGAAAAGAAGAAACCAGUUGAGACAGAAACAGCGGACAAAGAAAAGGAAGUUAGUGUUAGUUUAUUGAAUAUAAGAGUUGGCCAUAUUCGCAAAGCAUGGAAACAUCCAUCUGCUGACAGUUUGCUGGUUGAGGAGAUAGAUGUUGGCGAAGCAAAAGUGAGGCAGGUUGUCAGUGGUCUGGCAAAAUACUUUAGUCCCGAGGAGUUAACGAACCGCCUUGUUGUUCUUAUUACUAAUGUAAAACCUGGAAAGCUACGAGAUGUUUUGUCAGAGGGAUUGGUGUUAUGUGCAUCUAAUGAAGAUCACACCGUCGUGGAGCCUUUGCUUCCACCGGAAGGAGCCAGAAUUGGUGAACAAAUUUCAUUUUCUGGGGUUGAUGGAAAGCCAGAAGAUGUUCUUAACCCCAAGAAGAAGCAACUAGAUAAGAUAACACCGCAUCUCUUCACCGACGACAAGGGUGUGGCGACGUUCAAAGGAAUUCCUUUCACGACGUCGGCUGGACCGUGCACAUCGUCCAUCCCCAAGGCAAGUAUCAAAUGAUAGAAGCAUAGCCAUGGUAGUAGAGAAGGAUCCCCUAAUAUUGUAUGUUACUUGGCAAACCAAAGAGUGACUUUUGAAGACAAUGGGGCAUUGGUCGAUCAGAUUAAAUGCAGCUUCAUUAUUUCAGGUAAAGUUUUGUUAUAGUUUUUUCAUGGUCUUGAAAUUGUCAUUUAUGAUACUUACCAAUUCUCACAUUCGAGUUGUGUUCUUAUGAUGUAAAAGUAUUUGAAUAUAUUCACAAUUUUGUUUAAAAGUAAUCUCAAUUUCCCAACAAA